This is a messenger RNA of Nematolebias whitei (Rio pearlfish), 6801 nucleotides long. RefSeq names its product SPT6 homolog, histone chaperone and transcription elongation factor (gene supt6h). Gene Ontology annotation, biological process: mRNA transcription by RNA polymerase II; positive regulation of transcription elongation by RNA polymerase II; transcription elongation-coupled chromatin remodeling. Bases 120 to 5363 code for a protein of 1747 amino acids. Gene Ontology annotation, molecular function: histone binding; nucleosome binding; DNA binding. The transcript has 37 exons. Gene Ontology annotation, cellular component: transcription elongation factor complex. Lineage: Eukaryota; Metazoa; Chordata; Actinopteri; Cyprinodontiformes; Rivulidae. The record is from RefSeq and is a predicted model, not a curated record.
CUGCUUGUUGUCGGCCAUCUUUACUAGUGUAAGCUCGAAAACACAAAACACAACACAAGUGAUUUACAAUUAUAAUUGUAUUCGGAUUAUAUCAUCACACUGAGGCGUGAAGACUCGUGAUGUCAGACUUUAUUGAUAGCGAAGCAGAGGAGUCAGAGGAGGAGUUUGAAGAGAAGGACCUUAAACCAAAGAAGACCCAAAGGUUUCUAGAAGAAGAAGAUGAAGAAGAUGACGCGGACAACCCAGAGGAGCAGGAUGAACACGGAAAUUUGCGUGGACUGAUCGAUGAUGGAGAUGAUGAAGGAGAGGAGGAGGAAGAAGAAGUGAGGAAAAGUGGAAGUGCAGCGGGAAGUGACUCUGAAGAGGAAGUGAGGCAUCGUCGUAAAAAGCGCAGAACUGAUGACGACUUGGAUGAUGAUGAUCUUGACCUCAUUGAGGAAAACUUGGGUGUCAAAGUGAAAAGGAGAAAGAAGAAAUACGAUCGUGUAAAAACACUGGAUGAUGACGACGACGAUGACGAGAAGGACUUGAUCGAAAAUGAGAUCUUUGACAGGGAGGGUGAAGGUGACCUGGAGGAAGGCGAGGCUGUUGAUGAGCCUCUUCGACAUCCAGAAGAUGAGGAAGAAGGAGAGGAUGAAGAGUCAGAUAUAGAUGAUUUUAUUGUGGAUGAUGAUGGCCAACCCAUCACCAAAAAGAGAGGCAAGAAGUUCUCGGGAUACACUGAUGCAGCCCUUCAGGAAGCUCAGGAGAUUUUUGGUGGCGACUUCGAUUUUGCUGACUUUGAUGUGGAUGCCUAUGAUCAGGGUGAGGAGGAGGAAGAAGAUCAAGAUGAAGAAAGCUGGGAUCGACCCAAAAAACAGACUAAGAGGAGGCUUGGGAGAAAGAGCAUCUUUGAGCUCUAUGAGCCCAGCGAGCUGGAAAGCAGUCAUAUGACUGACCAAGAUAAUGAGAUCCGGUCCACAGACAUGCCUGAGAGGUUCCAGUUGAGAUCCAUCCCUGUUAAAUCUGCUGAGGAGGAUGAGUUGGAAGAAGAAGCGGAGUGGAUCUUCAGACAUGGGUUCUCCACUCUAACCAUCUCCAUGCAGGAAAGCACAGAUUAUCUUGACAGAGGAUCAACAACAAACUUCAGUAGGAAGGGGCCCAGCACCAUCGCCAAGAUCAAAGAGGCUCUCAACUUCAUGAGGAAUCAACUUCUUGAGGUUCCAUUCAUAGCCUUCUACAGAAAAGAGUACGUGGAGCCAGAACUAAAUAUCAACGAUCUGUGGAAGGUGUGGCAGUGGGAUGAAAAGUGGACUCAGCUGAAGACCAGGAAACAGAACCUGACCCGGCUGUUUCAGAAGAUGCAGGCCUUCCAGUUUGAGCAGAUUUCUGCUGAUCCUGACAAACCUUUGGCCGAUGGCAUUCGUCCUUUGGACACGGCUGACAUGGAGAGGCUGAAAGAUGUGCAGACUCUAGAAGAACUGAGCGAUGUGUAUCAUCAUUUCUUGCUCUAUUAUGGACGAGACAUCCCCAAGAUGCAAAAUACUGCAAAAGCCAACAAGAAGAAGCUCAAGAAGAUUAAAGUGUCAGAAGAUGGUGAAGAGGAAGAGCUUGAAGUUGAAGAGGAGGAGGAGCAGAAAGGGCCUGACCUGAAAUUGGCAUCUCGUAGAGACAUGUACAGCGUCUGUCAAAGCGUAGGACUUGAUGGCCUGGCUAAAAAGUUUGGGUUAACUCCAGAACAGUUUGGAGAGAAUCUGAGGGACAGUUACCAACGUCACGAGACAGAGCAGUUCCCUGCCGAGCCACUGGAGCUGGCAAAAGAUUAUGUUUGCAGUCAGUUCCAGACUCCUGAGGCAGUGCUGGAAGGAACCAGGUAUAUGGUCGCCAUGCAGAUUGCUCGGGAACCUCUAGUCAGACACGUUCUUCGUCAGACCUUCCAGGAGAGGGCCAAGAUCAACAUCAAACCUACGAAGAAGGGCAAAAAGGAGAUAGACGAGGCUCACUUUGCAUAUUCCUUCAAGUAUCUAAAGAAUAAGGCUGUAAAAGAGCUGAAUGGGGAUCAGUUUUUGAAGAUGUGUCUGGCAGAGGAGGAGGGCCUUCUUUCCAUUGAUGUCUGUAUAGAUCUAAUAGGUGUCAAAGGCUAUGCCGGGGACCAAACAUACUUCGAUGAGAUCAAGCAGUUCUACUACAGAGACGAGUUCAGUCACCAGGUCCAGGAGUGGAACAGGCAGCGAACUUUAGCCAUAGAGAGAUCUCUCAAUCAGUUUCUUUACCCUCAGAUGGCCAAGGAGUUAAAAAGCAAACUGAUAACUGAAGCUAAAGAGAGCAUUGUUAAGUCUUGCUGUCGCCGGUUGUACAACUGGCUUAAGGUGGCUCCAUACAGGCCAGAUCAACAGGUUGAGGAAGAUGACGACCUGAUGGAUGAGAGUCAGGGAAAAGGCAUACGAGUGCUAGGUGUUGCCUUCGCACCCAGCAGAGACACGCCAGUUUUCUGUGCUUUGAUCAAUGGGGAUGGAGAGGUGGUGGACUUCAUUCGUUUGCCUUACUUCAUGAAGAGAAGGAACGCCUUUAGAGAAGAAGAAAGAGAGAGAAAGGCACAUGACAUUGAAAAUCUUAAGAGGUUUCUCUCGAGCAAGAAACCUCAUGUGGUCGCUGUAGCUGGGGAAAAUCGAGAUGCUCAAAUGAUCAUGGAGGAUAUAAAGAGGACUAUCAGUGAACUUGAGCAGGAGUCGUCUCUUCCUGCUGUGGGAGUGGAACUGGUUGACAAUGAACUGGCCACACUUUACAUGAACAGCAAGAAGUCAGAGACUGAUUUUAGGGACUAUCCUCCCUUGCUGCGACAGGCUGUCUCAGUAGCCAGAAAGAUUCAGGAUCCUCUAAUAGAAUAUGCUCAGGUCUGCAGCACUGAUGACGACAUACUGUGUCUCAAACUACACCCGCUGCAGGAACAUGUAGUGAAGGAAGAUUUGCUCACCGCACUUUACUGUGAAUUUAUCAACCGUGUCAACGAGGUCGGUGUUGACGUGAACAGGGCGAUCGCCCAUCCUCAUACCCAGAGUUUGGUCCAGUAUGUCUGUGGAUUGGGGCCGAGGAAGGGUGCCCACCUUCUCAAGAUUCUGAAGCAGAACAACACACGUCUGGAAAACAGAACGCAGCUGGUCACCAUGUGUCACAUGGGACCCAAAGUUUUUAUUAACUGUGCUGGUUUCAUCAAGAUUGACACAGCAUCUCUUGGUGACAGUACGGACUCCUACAUAGAGGUUCUAGAUGGUUCUCGUGUCCACCCCGAGACGUAUGAGUGGGCUCGUAAGAUGGCUGUCGAUGCCCUCGAGUAUGAUGAGUCUGCAGAAGAUGCAAACCCCGCCGGCGCUCUGGAGGAGAUCCUGGAAAAUCCUGAACGUCUCAAAGAUCUGGAUCUGGAUGCUUUUGCCGAGGAGCUUGAGAGACAGGGUUAUGGCAACAAGGGAAUUACACUUUAUGACAUCCGUGCGGAGCUGAGCUGCAGGUACAAAGACCUCAGAGUUCCCUACAGAGUCCCCAACACUGAGGAGGUCUUCAAUCUGCUCACCAAGGAAACUCCAGAAACCUUUUACAUUGGUAAGCUAAUAACCAGUGUGGUAACUGGUAUCGCUCACCGGCGGCCUCAGGGAGAGAGCUAUGACCAGGCUAUUCGGAACGACUCUACAGGUCUGUGGCAGUGUCCUUUCUGCCAGCAGGACAACUUCCCUGAGCUGAGUGAGGUGUGGAAUCAUUUUGACAGCGGCUCGUGUCCAGGUCAGGCCAUUGGAGUCAGGACCAGAUUAGAUAAUGGUGUCCAGGGAUUUAUUCCCACCAAGUUUCUCAGUGAUAAAGUGGUCAAACAUCCAGAGGAGAGGGUCAAGGUGGGCAUGACGGUUCACUGCCGCAUCAUGAAGAUCGACAUCGAGAAGUUCAACGUCGACCUCACAUGCCGCACCUCAGAUCUGGGAGACAAGGGCAACGAGUGGAAGCUUCCCAAGGACAGUUACUACGACUUUGACACAGAGGCUGAGGACCAGAAACAUGAGGAGGAGCUGAAAAAGAAACAGCAGCGAACUCCAUACAUAAAGCGUGUGAUCGCCCACCCCAACUUCCACAAUAUUAGUUUUAGCCAGGCUGAGAAGAUGAUGGAGACUCUGGACCAGGGGGACCUUAUCAUCAGGCCCAGCAGCAAAGGAGAGAACCAUCUCACCGUCACUUGGAAAGUGGCUGAUGGCAUCUAUCAGCAUGUAGACGUGAGAGAAGAAGGCAAAGAGAAUGCGUUCAGUUUAGGCCACACUCUCUGGAUCAAUACUGAAGAGUUUGAGGAUCUGGAUGAAAUCACCGCUCGGUAUAUUCAGCCAAUGGCCUCUUUUGCCCGAGAUCUGCUCGGACAUAAAUACUUCCAGGAAUGUAACGGAGGAAGCAAAGAGAAAAUGGAGGAAGUAUUGAUCAAGUCAAAGAGGGAGAAACCAACAUUCAUUCCUUACUUUAUUUCAGCGUGCAAGGAGCUGCCGGGAAAGUUCAUUUUGGGCUACCAGCCUCGUGGGAAACCUCGGAUUGAGUAUGUGACCAUCACCCCGGAUGGUUUCCGCUACCGUUCACAGAUUUUCCCUACAGUGAACGGGCUCUUCCGUUGGUUUAAAGACCAUUAUCAAGAGCCUGUGCCAGGCAUUACUCCUUCGAACAGCAGCCGAACAAGGACUCCUGCAUCCCUCAAUGCAACUCCAGCCAAUAUAAAUAUUGCAGACUUGACUCGAGCUGUCAACGCCCUCCCACGCAACAUGACUUCCCAGAUGUUCAACGCCAUCGCCGCAGUCACAGGCCAAGGCCAGAACCCCAACACCACCCCUGCACAGUGGGGCUCCAGCCAGUACGGCUAUGGUGGCAGCACAGGAGGAGGGGGAGGGAGCUCCUCUGCUUAUCAUGUAUUUGCCACACCUCAGCAGCCCAUAGCAACACCCUUGAUGACACCCAGCUACGCCUUCACUACACCAAGCCAACAGACUCUGGGCACGCCACAGUAUCCAGGAUCCACCCCGCAGUCUUCACACACACAUGCCCUCCCACACAUGGCACAUCACGGCCCCCACAGCAGUCUUCAUGGUCCAUCAUCCGGAACACCCUCGUCCUCUACCUCCUCCCGAGGACGAACGCCACAACAGCAGCAGCAGCCGCAACCACUGCCACAGCCAAAGCCGAGCAGCAGUUCCUCCGCCGUAGACUGGGGAAAGAUGGCUGAGCAGUGGCUAAAGGAGAAAGAAGCAGAAGGGCGAAAGAAAACCCAGAGGAUGACACCGCGACCGUCACCCAGCCCCAUGAUUGAGAGCACACCCAUGUCGCUUGCUGGAGAUGCCACACCCCUGCUGGACGAAAUGGACCGAUAGGACCAUGUGGGGGCGGUGUUGCAACACCCCCAGCUCCCUGACUCACAUGGAUAGCCUUUCACCCUUUUUUUCCUCCUAAACCCCACAUCAUCUUCCUCAAUGGUCUAUUCAUAUAUGUGCUUCACUUCUUGAAAAUUUAACCCUAAAUUUGGUAUCAAGACCCAUGUCUACUCAUUUCUUGUUAUUUCAUACCAAACGUUUCACAUCCUCACCUCCAGCCAAUCUGCUUAGACUGCAAAGUAUUCUGUAUAGUCAAAAUAAUACUCUUUAUGUCAAGCAGAAAAAACUACAGCGAGUUAAAAACAAAAAACUACUUGAAAUAUCAGUUACAUAUAGGAAAUGGACCUACUCAGACACUGACAGACCAGCUGUCCUAUCUUUGUUUUGUGAUGCUUUUCAGUUUGAUCCUUGAAUGAUUUUGACAGAGCAGAUCACUUCACCUCCCCCAUUAUGGUUGGUAGGUGGAGUUCUGAAAGCGUUUGCCAUAACAACACUUUGUCAAAUCGAUCCGGAAAUUUAUUUAUUUUUUGUAUGAAAUCCGUCAGAAUGAAUAAAAACUUCUGUUUUCUGUUCGAAACCUUGAGACUCUGCUCUUCACGUUUCUCAAACAACUGUAUAGAUGAAAGAUUAUGGGUUCCUGCUGAUCGUCUCCACCACACGCUGUAUUAUGAUUAGCUGAGUGCGUUUGGCUCCUGUAGCUACUGUAGACUGUGACCAUGAACAACAUGCCUCUGACGGGGUUCGUUAUGACCUCGAGCAGAAAUGCAAAACAUUGUAGAGAAAGGUAGUACUUGUUUUACAGAUUCUAGUAACAAAUUCCAACUUGACUAAAUACUUAAUUGUCAAGCCAACAUUAUAGAGUAUUGGGUGUUUUUAGUUUUUACUCUGAAUUUUUAUUUUUUUGCAUCCAUGCACAAGUGUUUGCAAUUCAGUGACUCCUUCACAUCUUCCGCUGAGUUACGUUUGCUGUUUUGAAGGAAAUGAUCUCGUUCACUGCUGUAACUGACACAGUACCAGUUUCUUACUGAAACCAGCUAACGAUCUUUCACGUCUUUGCAGCAGUAAAAUUAUGUUUCAGUGGAUGAGUUUAAGUUUUUCUAACACUAUCAGAAAACCCUAUCAGACUUUAUGUUCCAAGCUGAACUACACGCAUUUAUUUCAGUAGAAAAAACAUGAACAAAUUCCUUUUUGUGAUUGUUGUUUGGCAUUUUAAUGCCUCUCUGCUUCCCUCAUGCAUUCACUUUAAUUUUCGCUGUGCCUCUGUGCCACAGUACAAACAAGCAGCACUGCUAUUUAUUGGUGUGCUUUAAUCAGCAGUGUGUGCAAAGUAUCAUGGUCCCUCCCAUUAUAUGCGUAUUGUUUUAAAUAAUUAUUGUUUUUAAAACGUUUUACUUCUCUUGCCAAGUUAAGAUAUUGCACCUGUCUCUGAAAGACUGAU